This is a messenger RNA of Vanrija pseudolonga, 3249 nucleotides long. RefSeq names its product Kinetochore protein mis13 (gene mis13). Gene Ontology annotation, biological process: cell division; mitotic sister chromatid segregation. The record is from RefSeq and is a predicted model, not a curated record. The coding region runs from base 1 to 3249 and encodes 1082 amino acids. Gene Ontology annotation, cellular component: MIS12/MIND type complex. NCBI's taxonomy places the organism in Eukaryota, Fungi, Basidiomycota, Tremellomycetes, Trichosporonales, Trichosporonaceae. The transcript is spliced from 9 exons.
AUGGCAAAUGGUGGAUUGUCCGCCAAGCGGGCGGCCAAGCCCGCCGAGGCCGAGCCUGCCAAGCGGCCACGGACGAAGAAGGUCGAGGACGACGCAGCGGCGACAUUAGACGACAGCCUGCCGUCCAGCGGCGCGCAGAGCAUCUUCAACCCCAAGCCGCUGGCGCCGGUCCCGCACCUCUCGUUCAAGCGCGCCGCGCGCCCACGGCCGUCGGCUGCCCCGCCGCCCUCGCCGCCUGGGAGCCCGCCAGCCUCGCGGGCCAUGGGUCCGCCGACCAGCGCACGGCGACCACGCAGGUCGACGCGCCCCCUCGGCGACAUGGUCGUGCCCCUCCCCAUUGCCGACACACCCAUCAUCUCGCGGAAUCGGGACAUGCGCAACGAGAUGGACCGCAGGAGCUCGUUGACGAUGCGCGGGAAACGUGCCAGCUCGAGCUUUGGCCGCGGCGAACCAAGCUACCCCCAUUCCUCCGUCCCUUCGGACCAGUUCUAUCGACACAUCGACACUGGCAUCCCAGAGCCCAUCAAAGCCCGAUGGCUCAUCUCGUGGUGCGCCAAGCGGGCCAUGGACGAGCACACGGCCGAAAACAAGGGGAAGCGACGAGCAGCAGACGCCGACGAGAUCGACAAGCUCGUCGGCGACGUGUUUGACGAGUUCGUUUCCAACGUGGCCAAAGGCAACGUCGACACCAACGUCUUUGGCGAUUCCAGCACGGCCGCGUCGGCCUCGGCACUCAACAUUCGACCACAUCCCCGGAAUGUCGAGAACCGCAAGACGCAGGAGAAAGAGAACGCCGUCAUCAAGCGGAUGAAGACUGAAGAUCGCGACUGGACACGGAUUGGCGCGCGAGCAAACGAAAUGCAAGCCAAGGUGAUCAGCACUUUGAAUGCCUCGGCACGACAACACGCCGUGCCAGAUGUGUCUGGUGCCGCCGAGUUCUUCCAGCGCGCUCUCAGCGUGUCGGACGAAGUCAUGGCGGCGGGCGAUGGGGACGGUGCGGCUGCGUCUGCGAGCAACUUUGCAGACGUGGAAUUGGAGGUCGAUAUGCUUCACCAGGCCACACACCAAGCACGGCAGUACUCACUGCAAGCCACGCGGUUCCUCGACGGCAUCUUCUCGUCGCUUGCCGCCGACUUGCGAUCACAAGACGACACGGGCAAGCUGCCGUCGACAGAUUCGGACGGUCCUGACGCCGUGGCGCUGCUCUCGGCCGCUGGAUCCGCCCAGCCGUCAUCACGCGCCGACCCAAUGCACAUGCUUCGCGCCCGCCGCCGCCACCACGCCGCAAUGUCCGAGGGCAUCGUCCUCGCCGACGACCCGUACCUGCAGUACCAGCCGGCGUUCAGCUACUCGCUCCCGAUCCAGCUGCUCGUGAGCGGCAUCACGCUGACGCUCCUGGUGGUGCUGUUGAUCCACCUGCUGUUCACGACCCAAUACCACUACCCCCUCGCACCGCUCAACUAUGGCCUCCAGCUCGCCUCCAUCAUAUCCGUGCUGAUCGGCGUCGCGACCCGCAUCGGCGUCAUCCUGCGGCACGCAUCCACGCAGGCAGACCACUGGCCGUACAUGCUCGACUAUGUCAGCGUCAGCAUACCGGGCGAUAGCUGGACCACGGCGGAAAACGCCGCAUGGUACCUCCUCCAAGCGCUGAGCAACGGUCUUGCGAAUCUCACCCACAUCCAGUUCUUGACGCUGCUGUAUCCUUCGCGUACAGAGGCGCGGCUCAUCUUCCUCGCGCUGGGCCCGCUGGCCAUUGCGUCCUCCGGCCUCUUCUUCUGCACAAUGUCGAGCAACCGGACCGUUGUCGACCUUGGCGACGCCAUCCGCAACGUCUUCUCCUCGACGCUCCUGCUCAUCUUCACUCUGUCCCUCUGUAUCUGGGGCUUCUUGGUGAACAGGAAGCGCGCUUGGCGCCUGGACGGCGGCACGGGCGUGUUUGGCGGUGGCGCGCUCGGCCUCGCGUUCGUCACCACCGCGUCAUCAUUCGUCGCGGUCAAGGAAGAAGGCAUCGACUGGCUUCAACACCUCAUCUGGGCCGCUGUGCUCUGGCAGACGUGGCUCGGGUGGUGGUGGUGGGUCGGCGCCGGCAUGGGCAUCGGCGAAGUCGAGGAUAUUAUGGAGCGCGCCAUCCGGAAGAAGAAGCGUGCGGCCCGACGAGCACACCGCGACGGGGUCAUCAGUGCCCAGACACCCGGCGCAAACACGCCACACGGCACGCAGACCCCCGCCAACCGGCGCAUGGGCGCGACGAUCCGCACAGCAUCCACGUCGGUCAUGGGUAUGGCUACUGGCAUCGCCAACUUUGUGCAGCACCCCAACGGCGGGAGCAACUCUGGCUCCAACGAGUCGGGCACGCGCCGGCGCGGCGCGGGCCGGCGCUCAGCCACAGCGCCGCCCGCCCCGCCGAGCCGCGAUGUCGAGGAGGGCAUCCACGACGUCGUCGUCGACGACGUUCGCCUUUCCGUCCAUGACGUCGCCCACGACGGCAUCCACGAGGACAUUGAGCUCGGGUCGCUCCGCCUCCGCGAGCCUCACCACGAGCGCGAGCGCGACCGCGCCGAGGAUGGCUCGGGCGGACACCCGCAGAGCUCCAACUCGGAGACGUCGUCGACGUCGCGCACACCGUCACUCCACCCGCCGCAGACAGCACGAGAAGUGUUCGCGUACCCGCUCACCUGGUUCCAGGUGUACCUCCGUCGCCUGCGACGCGCACACGAGGAGGCGACGCGGCGCAGCGCGGUCGAGCAGGCCGAGCGCCGCUCGCGCGUGCCGACAAUAGCUGGGACGUCGGUGCAGCCUCCAGAAGGCUGGGACCUGGGCGCGUACGGUGUGCGCGAGCACCACGAGAGCACGCGCAGGCUGCACGAGGCGCAGCGGCAGCUGAGGGCGAACCAGCUCUUGGCCGAGGAGUCUGGCGACGACGGGCGGUCGUCUACGCGCCGGAGCCGCCGUGCAAGGAUAUCUUCCGCGAGCGUGAUCAACAUCCCCAUGACUCACGAGCCCGAGGAGCUCGAGCAUCACGAGACGCACGAGGGCAAUUGGGAGGACGUUGACUCGACCACGGGCGACGAGGAGGACGAGGACGACCCGCACCAGAGCGACAAGGACUCGGACGCCGACGAGCACACGGCCAGACCGGGCGGCAGCGGGGCCGCAACGCCGCGCGGCGAGGCUGGCGCCGGCAGCUCGAGCUGGAGCUGGUGGGGCCCGCUCAAGGAGUGGCGACUCGCGGACCGGUCCAAGUUCUAG